Molecule: messenger RNA, 5634 nt
Organism: Paramuricea clavata
Lineage: Eukaryota; Metazoa; Cnidaria; Anthozoa; Malacalcyonacea; Plexauridae
Source: the annotation of a GenBank genome assembly
CUGCUGUUAUCCGAAACCAUGAAAAAAUUCUAGAUAUUUCCCAAAACGAAGGCAUUUUUCCAGAAAUAUGUGUCAAGUAUCAUCGGUCAUGCAGAGCUGAGUUCACUUUGAAACGAGAUUUAGAAAAGAUCAAGGCUGUUGGAAAUGUUGAUCAUAGCGAUGAUUCGACUAGAAGGAGCUCGAGAGAUGGUCACUCAAGCUCAGUUAUACUACCUGACCAAUGCAUAUUUUGCAAGAAAUCGAAGUACAAGCCAAACACGAAAACAAGGGAAAAACUGCACAGCGUUCAGGAGUUUCGUGCUGACGAGAAAGUGAAAAAUUGUGCUAUUUUACAUGUUCAGCAAUCCAGCAGGCAAAGUGCUGUUGCUAGAGAAAUCAUUGGAAUCUGCUCUAAAGAUUUAAUGUCCAGUGAAGCAAGAUAUCAUGCCACAUGUUAUAAAAACUUUGUUCGUAUUUCGUAUGAUACCAAGAAUCACGAAGUCAAUAGUACAAGCGCAACUGAAAGUAGAUGUGCCAAAUUGCAACUAGUAUACAAUGAACUUUAUAGUUUUUGCGAAGAUCUGAUUGCAAAUCUACGAGUAAUAGAGUUCCGUGUUAUUAAAGAAGCUUUUAUCAACAAGGCAAGUGAACGCGGAGUCAAUAUACCCGAGUCAGAUAAAAAAAACCUCACUCGAAAGGUCAAAAAUAUAUUCCCAGAGUUGUGUUUUGUUCAUUAUCAAUAUAAUAAAGUGUUAGUUUAUCCUGACACAUUGCCAAUGGAUGAGGUUGUAUUGUAUAACUUCAUGUUUAAGUCAGAGCUACAAGCCCUUAAAGUAGAAGAUAAAAGUGAGGACAACGUUAUCCGAGUUGCACGACAGUUACAUUUCGAAGUUAAAAGUCAUCAAGCUCAGAUGUCCUGGCCACCAAAUGAACAUGAGCUGACACCAGAAAAAAUCCCUUUAUACAUCCCACAUUUGCUGGACGUGUUUCUUACUGUUCUAAUUUCUGGGCAUUCCUUGAAUCGUGAUAAGAGCAAAACGGAAAAAACUGUACGGUUGAAAGAAUCCUUUGGUCAAGACAUCGUUUUCUGUGUCACGAACGGUGCUAUCAAAACCCCCAGUACAGGGGUUUCAGAAUGAUUUGAAGUAGGCGGUUGUACCAAAAAAGUAGCCGGCUGUGACUGAUAGUUAAAUAUAGAAUACGUAAAAGUACAACUAUUAACAUGUUAGAUUUAGAUGUCAUUUACAUUUAGAGGCGGACCAUUUGAUUUUUGAGAGGGGGUUGGAAGAUUCAGUCUGUGCAAGAAUUUUUUUUCCACCCAGGGGAAUAAGACCGAUAUUUUUUUCCUGUAAAAGUGCAGCGCAAGAUAUUUUUUUUCCCAAUAUAUUUCGCGGCAGGAUAUUUUUUUUGCCUCUCAUAAUAGCUGCUUUCAGUAACUUAAGGCUUUCAUAUAGCUAUCGUCAGAGACGUUAGCCAGGGUUUUCAGUCAGAGGAGGCCGAGCCUGAAUCCCAAGAGGGGCCAAGGAAUUUUCACUGUGCUUUAUUUUAUAAAAAAUAAAGUGGGGGAGGUACAGUAUAUUAAUCACCUGUAACCUUGGGGGGUUCGGGGGCAUGCUCCCCCGAGAAAAUUUUAAAAUUGGAACCUCGGAAAUGCUAUUUCCUACGUUUUCAGCCAUGGAUUCGUUCAACAACUUUGCUGUACUAAGCCUAAGGAACACUUACUGUCCUUUAUUUUAAAAAAGGGAAAAUCACAAAAUGAGCUUUGAUUAAUACAUAAUAAAACAAGAUUUCAAUAAUGCGAUUUUUAACUGCCCUCCGAAACAACGUUCCACCAAAUAUAGCUCUGUAGCUUUUCAAUCGUUCAUACAAAUAGCUUGUUCGGGAUCGGGUUGCAUCCUCUUCAGAAAUUUUUUAAAAUCUAGACUCUCUAAACUGGCAUUUUCGCAUAAGAUCAUCAUAUAUACAGUACGUUCAACUUGCAUCCUAUAGAUGGGCCUUUGAAGCUUUAAUAGUUUGGAGCUAUGUUAUCAAAAAACGCACACAGACUCAACCAUCCAAAAAUACUUUUUCUACCAUGCAUAUUAGAUAUGUAUAAAUAACUUAUAAACUUGUACAUAUCUUAAGCCCAGAUUUUCUCAGGGGGGGGGCAACAAUUUUGCCAGGAAACGCUACAGGCUAUCGUAUGCUAUAGACUCCAAAGGUGCCAGAAUCCCUGUGAUAUUGUCCACUGUUCACCCAGUGUUCUUUUAAGCAAAUGUGCCUGCUCAAAAAUGCAAAAUCUUGCAAGCCUGUGGACACAAUACUGAAGUGGAGAACAUCAGUAGAUUUACAUGUAGGAAUUUUUUUUGAGCGCUUUCUUUUGCAUGAUAUUUUUUUCCUCGAUUGUAUGCUGCAUGAUUUUUUUUCUUUUUCCUUGGAUUGCAGGAAUUUGUUUUUCGAAAUCUUCCAACCCCCCCCCUCAAAAAUCAAAUAGUCCGCCCCUUAUACUUGUAAGUGAUAAUGUGCUACUUGUAGUUUAAUUUUUACAGCUGCAUGAACAGAAUGACAAUGUACACUACACUACAGUAAUAGUAAUUAUUUUAUGAGUCCGAAAUCAUUAAUCAAAUGAUGUUAUAUUUGUGUGGCCUGCAUAAUGAACUUCACUUCACCACUUCUUCUUUCUUUUGCUAUGUUUGGUACUAUGUAUUAUAAUUUAUCUUAUUGAUCCAAAAUAAGUCAUGUUUUGCUUGAAUUCAGGGCUAGAAUUUUAUCACGGCAAUUGCUGUAGAGGAAGAACAAAAUGCUGUGGAUCAUUGCGGCAAUGACGGUAAUUUUUUGCCGUAUAGUAUAAUUUUUAAACUCAUGUUCACUGUGCAUUACUAUUUUGAUACUUGAAUUCAGAUGUUGAUCAAAUCAUCCUUAAAUUACUAUUUUAGUUUCAGUUUUCUUCGAAAAAAAACCACUAAAGAAAUACGUAAACAUGUUUCUAGCUUGUCAGCAAUUUAAAGUCUGUAACAAUAAAAUUAAAUUUUUAUUACAGCAAUUUAAAAAAAAAAUGCCGUGGAAACUAGCAAAAUUGCCGUAGACAGCUGUUACGUUCUACGGCAAUUUUUAACGCCAUUGCCGUCAAUUGAUUUCAGGGAAAUUCGAGGCCAACUUGAAUUCCAAUUGGAACAUAACAAACAUCGUGUUGGUUCGCUUGUACUUUUGUAUAUAAAAUUUUUCCUGUGACCAGACGAAAAGUAGCUGGCGGAACUCCGCUGGCCGCCGGCUUAUUCUGAAACCCCUGGUUGUAAAAGGAAUUUGCAAUAACACAGAAAUUCUGAAACUUAUUAAUAAGUAUGGACAUGGUAUCAGUUAUGACUUGGUAGAAGAAAUAGAAACCGAGAGUGCAUUGAAAGUUAUAAGUGAUCAAAGGGAUAAUCAUGUCGUUAUUCCUGUUGAUUUGGAGGAAAUGGAGAGAAGUAGUUCAGUGGGGAUGAUUGCUGAUAAUAUCGACAACUUAGAGUGUACGCUGAGUGGAUCUGGAACGGAGAGAAAGUCUGAACUAGACGGGGAACAGAGUGGAGAAGCUUUAGAUGACGCAUGUACUUACACACCGCCGACAAAAAGGAAAUACAAAAGAUCUCUACCAUCAGAUGUCGUGACAAGAGUGAUUCCCGAGUACUAUGGUGGAAAGCGGAUUGGACCAGGGGAGUUACCUCACGUACAAAACCUAGGUGUUCCUAAUUUGCGUUAUGAAGAGAAGGCGAACGAAUUACGGCAGCGCUAUCUUGUUUGGCUUGAAGUCAGGAAAUUAAAAACACACCCUUUGCUAUUGGUACCUGGAUGGACUGGUUUCAACAUUAAAACCAGAGACCAUGUAGUAAUUGUGGAAAGCGUUAUUAGUUACCUAGACACCAUAGAUGCCGCUGCUACUGAUCUGAGAACUGCUUAUGAGGUGUUGUCAAGGGGUUGCGAGAUAAAGGAUAGAUUGCAGUUGAAGGCAGUUGUUUGUGUUUUCGAUCAGGCAUUUUAUGCGAAAGCGAUGGAAAUAUUCUGGAAACACAAAUCCUUAUUCAAAGGUCUCGUGAUAAUGAUGGGUGGAUUCCAUCUCCUCAUGAUGUUGUUGGGCGUCAUUGGAACCAGGUUUGGCGAUGCUGGUCUCCGGGAACUUGCUGUACAAAGCAAAGUUGUUGCCGAAGGUUCAAUUGACAAAGUGCUGAUUGGGAAGCAGUAUAACAGAGCUGUGCGCCUUCACAAGUUGACAUACGAAGCGCUAAUGAGACUUAUUCUGAAGGAGUUUGAGUCGUCUGUUGAGUUAGUAAUGCCUCUGGACCUAGAACAACUGAAGCUAGAUCCUAAUCAAGAGGAGAUUACCAAGGUGCUACAUAGUGAUACGUUCCUCGAGUGGGAGAAGCAGUUUAAUGCAUAUGUUCAUGACAUCAAGAAAAGUGGAACUGACUUAGCAAGAUUCUGGCUUACAUACAUCGACCUGUGCGAACUAGUACUCAAUUUAAUUUACGCCACGCGCACAGGUUCAUGGGAUCUCUAUCUUGUGUGCAUCGAAGAAGCCAUCAAUUGGGCAUUUGCGUAUGAUCGACAAAAUUACGCGCGAUACCUAGUCCCAUUUUUAAAUGACAUGCGAAGCUUGUCCACCACAAUGCCUGAAGUGCAUGCCGCAUUCAGUAAUGGUCAAUUUUCGAUCCAAAUGGGAAAACGGAAUCCCUUCGGACGCAACGAGGCGGACAAGACUAUUGAGAAUACCAUAAAUCGAGAUUGCAAGACAAGCGGUGGAUAUAUUGGUUUCAGCGCUAACUUUGCUGCGACUCAGAGAUGGGUGCUUAACGACACAAGGCGUGCUGCAUACAGGAAACUCAUGCGAGAGCAUUUGUCCAUCGCAACAAAUAAAGCGUAUGUCCACAACGAGCUGACGCCAGGAAGAAUAAAAGCUGACGCGAGAGAUGUCGAUAAAUUAGCUGACCUCCUGGAUGAAAUAUUUAGCAAUCCUUGGAAAACAAACGCCGAGUUCACGAGCUUGUCCACGGGGAUUUCUGUGACAACUGAAGUACGUGAUGACCUGUUGAAAGCCAGAGAAAGAGGUCAGAAAGCAGCAAAAGAGUUUGUUCUAGUCCGAUCUUCUGCGGCCCCAGAGAAAGAUUUCUACGAUCCAAUGAAGAAAGUAAAACUGAAGACGUUUAAGAAUCUGAAAACCACCGUUAAAGUUCAAUCGAAGGCUAAAGUCAUCCCCCUACAGAUGGAUAGAUCUUUGUUCGCUCGCAUGGCAAUGCUCAGUCAAUUCCGUAAAAUUGACACGAAGAUGGUCUUCACAUAUCCACUAGACCCCUUCCCUGGUCUCUAGCCGAUCCAUAUGGUUCGCCAAGAAAGACGAACAAAGCAACACUUGCCCAACAACUUGAGAAGAAUGUCAAGAUCAUGGAGCGAUAUCCUGAGAACGCAACCUCCAUCUAUGACAGAAUGGCACUCCUGCAGAAGUUCAAGACUCCAACUGGCGCAACAUUUCAAGUGGUCAGUGAAAAAGUGUUUGAAAUGGUAACCAGCACUAACAGCAAACGAAUAGAUGUGGUGUUUGAUAGAUAUAAGAAAAUAUCUAUCAAGAGUGUUGAAAGAUCGAAACGGGCUUCAUCAGCUUCUGAUGGAAUCGGUACAAGAACAUUCUUCCAGGCUAUAAAGUAA